CAUACUAUAUAUUCCUGAACUCGACAUUUAGGCAGAGAGAGAGAGAGAGAGAGAGAAAGAAGGAGAGAGGAUGAGCGGAGCAGGGAAGGUAGUGUGCGUGACAGGGGCGUCGGGUUACAUAGCAUCAUGGAUAGUGAAGCUGUUGCUCGACCGUGGUUAUACCGUCAAAGGCACCGUUCGCAGCCUCAGUGAUCCCAAGAAGAUGGACCACUUGCUUUCACUUCAUGGAGCUAAGGAAAGGCUACAGCUGUUUGAAGCUAACUUAAUGGAAGAAGGAUCAUUUGAUUCAGUGGUCGAUGGUUGUGAAGGUGUCUUCCACACAGCAUCGCCUGUUUUUCUAGAAUCCAGCAAUCCACAGGAUGAACUAAUCAAACCUGCGGUGAAGGGAACGCAGAACGUUCUUGGCUCGUGUGCGAAAGUUCCAUCCAUUAAUAGGGUGGUUUUAACAUCUUCCAUGGCAUCAGUUGCAUGGAACAGCAGACCAAGAAACCCUGAUGUGGUAAUUGACGAGACGUGGUUUUCAGAUCCAGUUUAUUGUGAGGAGUCAAAGCUAUUUUAUCACCUUUCAAAAACCUUGGCUGAGGAUGCUGCAUGGAAAUUCACAAGAGAGAACGGAAUAGACCUGGUGACAAUAAAUCCAGGAUUUGUGUUUGGUCCUCUCUUGCAGCCAACUCUCAAUUUCACUUCCGAAGCAGCUCUAAACCUCAUAAAAAAUGGACCUGAUGGUACAGUCUGUCGAUAUGUCGAUGUUAGAGAUGUCGCUUUAGCACAUAUUCUAGCAUAUGAGGUUUCUUCAGCUAGUGGCAGAUACUGUUUAGUUGGGACAGUAACGAAUUCUUCUGAUGCUGUGAAUAUUUUGCGCAAACUUUACCCUGCUCUCAAGCUUCCUGAAAGGCCUGAAGAUGGAAAGCCUGCUGAGCCACUUUACCAGGUUUCCAAGAAAAAGGCCGAAAGUUUGGGUAUGCAUUUUACUCCUCUUGAGGUGACCCUCAGGGAUACUGUUGAAAGCCUUAAAGAGAAGAACUUCCUCCAAUUCUGAAUAAGAAUAUAUGUUUCCACCGAGUGUUGCCCUCAUUAUCUGUGUGUACCUGUAAUUGCCGAGUGCUUUUCCCUUUCUGAAACCCAAUGGAUUGUUGUUUAGGUUUUGAACCAAACGGUCCAAACCCAUGCAUUUGUAUCGGUUUGGUAUUUUAGUUACGUGAACAAAGUCAUUAAAUGUUGAAGUGGUUCCGUUCGGAAGUGAUCUA
Messenger RNA from Rhododendron vialii, 1247 nucleotides. Its product is annotated as cinnamoyl-CoA reductase CAD2-like. The record is from RefSeq and is a predicted model, not a curated record. Lineage: Eukaryota; Viridiplantae; Streptophyta; Magnoliopsida; Ericales; Ericaceae. The transcript is spliced from 6 exons. Gene Ontology annotation, biological process: steroid biosynthetic process. The coding region runs from base 71 to 1039 and encodes 322 amino acids. Gene Ontology annotation, molecular function: 3-beta-hydroxy-Delta5-steroid dehydrogenase (NAD+) activity.